Molecule: messenger RNA, 1073 nt
Organism: Dermacentor andersoni
Lineage: Eukaryota; Metazoa; Arthropoda; Arachnida; Ixodida; Ixodidae
Product: translin-associated protein X-like
Molecular function (GO): sequence-specific DNA binding
Source: RefSeq, a predicted model, not a curated record
CACGUGAUAUCUGCACGGUUGCAGGCCGCGACAGGGGCAGACGGUUUUCGCGGAACACUCCGCGAGAACCGCCCGAGGGGAGACGUCAUUCCGGCUCCAACGAGUCUCUGGCGUUCGUCAAGAUGUUCCGGACUUUUCAGGCUGAGCUGGACGACCGCUACGAUCGCUCAGAGCGCCUGGCGAGACUGGGACGUGACGUCACCACCGAAAGCAGACGCAUCGUUACUUUGCUGAAUCGCGCGGCGAGCAAUGACAAACGGGACGAGGUUCUAGUGGAGGCCCACCGCAGGCUGUGCGAGUUGAACGAUUCGGCACUCCGCGACAUGGGUGCCGACUUGAAGGGGCAGGACUACUACAUGUACUUGCGCUCCAUCACAGUGGGCCUUCAAGAGUACGUGAGAGCGGUGUCAUUCUUUCACUACCUGAAAGAUGGUCGCUUGGUAACCUUGGAUGAGAUCAACAAGGCUCUGGUCUUUGAGAUGCAAGCUGAGGAACCGGAGAGCGACAUGGCCGCCCGCAGUGAACCUACAGCGUCGCCCGAUGGGUCUCCCGAAGGCAACACACACUUUUCGCUGGAGAUCGCGCCCAUGGAGUACCUGUACGGCGUCGCCGACAUGGCGGGGGAACUGAGACGCAUCUCCGUCGGCGCGCUCGGACGAGGAGACCUGGAGGAAGCGGGCGCGAUAUGCCGCUUUCUGCGGGACCUGUACACCGCGUUCGUUUCUUGCGGCUUCGUGGCCGUCCAGGGCACGUGGCGAAGUCGCGACUCGGGCCACAGGACGUGGGCGCUGCUCCAGAGCGUGCUCGAAGUCGAGAAGACCUGCUACGCCGUCAAGCUCCACGGCUCGGAGGCUCCAAGCACCGCUGUCGCUGCUCCUCCCAUUGACGGAGGAGGUGGUUGAAUGACGCGACACGUAUACAUACCUAAACUUGCCACCUGUGGUGAGCGGCAUUUGGCUUGCUCCGAUUGUCUCUCUUUUUUUUUCUUCACCUGUUUAACGGUUGCUUGUUUUGGGUGCACAAAAAUACAGUUCUUUCUCAGCUGAGAAGGUGGCAAUAAAGAGUUCCGUGGC